AUGGUUCUUUACAAAGUUCCGUUCACCACUCGGGUGUUCAAUUUGAAACAUUCUCUCGCACAGAGGAUGAAGCAAUUCUAUGAUAGAGCACUUCGUUUUGAUAUGUUAACACCUUAUAGGACUUUACAUCAAUUUAAUUCAAAAACACAUCUCUCAUCUUGGACACUCAUUACCGAUACAAUAUUCGGAGGAAAAUCCGAUUGUGAAUUAGUGAAGACAAAUAAUAAUAGUUGUGUAUUUCAAGGACAAUUAUACACCCUCACGAAUGGAAAGAAAGUAUUGCCAUCUUUUGCAAGAAUGUGGUUUGUGUAUCCAGCUCUUCAUUUAGAUUUAUCAGACUAUGAAGAAGGAGGAAUUAAAAUUAAAUAUCGAACUGACAGACCAGAAGAUUUCCAACUCCAAUUUGAAUUCAAUCAUUUCAUGGAUGACAUUUUCUUUUAUGCACCACUCGUUCCAUCGACUCUUCUAGAAAAUACGACUUAUUAUCAAAGUGGAGUCGCCUACAAGAUUCAACAUACAAAAUUUUACACUGAAAUUGAUCCAGAAAGUGGUGAGGAAUGGCUUGUUUCUGAAAUUCCAUUUACAAGUUUUUGUGUGAAUAAUAUGGGUGAAGAGACAUCGAUUGGUGCCAUUCGAAAAGCUAAAUCAGGGACAACUGCGCCUAUUUAUGACAUUUUGACACUCGGCGUUGGAAUUAGUUCUCUGAAAGAGGGUCCAUUUAGUGUGGAGCUUAAAUCGAUUGAGGCAUUUCCUGGCAAUGAAACACUGAAAAAUACUACCAAAGAUACCAAAGAAUCUGAAUUUUAA
This is a messenger RNA of Naegleria fowleri, 807 nucleotides long. RefSeq lists its product as uncharacterized. Gene Ontology annotation, biological process: NADH dehydrogenase complex assembly. The record is from RefSeq and is a predicted model, not a curated record. Lineage: Eukaryota; Heterolobosea; Eutetramitea; Acrasida; Naegleriidae. Bases 1 to 807 code for a protein of 268 amino acids. The transcript is spliced from 2 exons.